UUCCACUUACUCUGCCAUUUUCAAUGCAAAAUGUUCUCUGACUUUUUCUCUUUCUUGGUGAAAACAUCCUUAAACAUUUUGAACCUCUCCCUGCUUAUUGAUGUUUCACCCAAUGGAGCAAAGCGCCAAACUCUCCCUGUUCCCCGUUCUUCACCUCAAAAGAUCCAUGCUUUCUCUACUCUUCUCCCUACCCACUUCAUUCUUCGCCUUCCUCUUUCUCCUUCUCUUCUCCUACAACGCUUUCAGCGUCUUCUCUCUCCAUCAAUCUCCUCCCCCUGUCUCUGCUCCAACGCUCCUCAAUCUCUCUUCUUCCGCCAAUUCACCUCUCUUCAAGAACCCCCAUUCGCCUCUUCUUCCAAACUCUACCCAAAGCCUUUCCCUUUCCACUCAAAGGGCCAAAAGAGUGAAGAAGCACAAGCGUGGCCUUAGAAGUUUGCGCUCAGAACCUCGCUCCCCCGUUUCACUUUUUCAUUCUAGACUCAGAGCAUUCUUCAACACUUCUUCAUGCCAGAUGAGGUUCUUCAUGACUUGGAUUUCUCCCUUGAAAUCUUUUGGUGAGAGGGAGUUGGUCUCUAUAGAGAGCUUGUUCAAGUCUCACCCUGAUGCUUGUCUGGUCAUAGUGUCAAAGUCCCUUGAUUCUCACGCUGGAACGCGAAUUCUGAAACCGUUUGUGAGUAAUGGCUUCAGGGUCAUGGCCAUUGCUCCAGAUUUUGGCUACAUAUUCAAGGACACACAUGCUGAAUUAUGGUUUAACCGUUUGAAGGAAGGGAAUGUGAAUCCUGGUGAGGUCUCUUUGGGACAAAACCUCUCCAAUUUGCUUAGACUUGUUCUGUUGUACAAGUUUGGAGGCACUUACAUCGACUUGGAUAUCAUAGUCUUGAAGAGUUUCUCCAAGCUGAGAAACACCAUUGGGGCACAGAACUUCGAUGUUAGAACCGGCAAGUGGAGCCGCUUGAACAAUGCAGUCUUGAUAUUUGACAAGAAGCACCCUUUGCUUUUCAAGUUCAUCGAGGAGUUUGCACUCACCUUUGAUGGGAACAAGUGGGGUCAUAAUGGUCCUUACCUGAUCUCAAGGGUAGUGUCCAGGGUGAAUGAGAGACCGGGUUUCAAUUUCACCGUGCUCCCUCCUUCUGCGUUUUAUCCUGUGGAUUGGAGAGGGAUUAGAGGUUUGUUUAGAGAUGAGAUUCCUUCCAAAUGGUUGGUCAAUAAAAUGAAGCAAAUUCGCAAAGAAAGCUUUGCAGUGCACUUGUGGAACAAGCAUACUAGGGAACUUAAAGUAGUUAAGGGAAGCAUUGUGGAUAGUAUAAUUUCUAGUUCUUGUAUCUUCUGCAACACUUAGCUUUGAAGUUUGUAGUUUUUAAUUUUGUUAUUAAAGAUUGUAAUUAGUGAAUUAGA
This is a messenger RNA of Vigna radiata var. radiata (mung bean), 1395 nucleotides long. RefSeq lists its product as uncharacterized. Lineage: Eukaryota; Viridiplantae; Streptophyta; Magnoliopsida; Fabales; Fabaceae. The transcript has a single exon. The record is from RefSeq and is a predicted model, not a curated record. Bases 101 to 1339 code for a protein of 412 amino acids.